AUGAAGAUCAUCCUCACAGGUUCAACAGGCUUUAUCGGCCGCGAAGUCUUAUCCCAAUGUCUUGCACAUCCUGCGAUCACCUCGAUCGUAGCGCUCAGCCGACGAGACCUACCAGCACACAAAAAGCUCAAAGUCGCAUUAAUUGAGGAUUUCAUGACCUAUCCUGACUCCAUCCGGGAUGACAUUCGAGAUGCCGAGGCAUGUAUCUGGACACUAGGCAAGGCUCGCAUGCCUGAUAAUUAUAUCGCUCGACGAGUGAGCUUGGACUAUACCCUUGCUGCAGCGCAAGUCUUCCAGGAGACGUGCCAGAAACCGUUCCGGUUCAUAUAUUGUAGCGGUGCUGCCGCUGAGAGGGAUCAGACCAAACCGCUCUGGUUUAUGCAGGAGUAUCGACGCAUUCGGGGCCAAGUCGAGAAUGAGCUUUUAGGAUUUGACAAUGAUCACCCUGGUUUCGAGGCUCAUAUCAUGCGGCCGGCUGUGGUAUUAGCGCAAGGUAUGAGCCUACACAGUCUUGCAUUUAGUCUUGGACCAUCAGUGAAGGUGGAUGAUUUAGCUGGGGCUAUGCUUGAACUGGUUUUAAAGGGUGGAAAGAAGAGUAUAUGGGAGAAUGCUGAUCUCAACCUUGUUAGGUGA
This is a messenger RNA of Penicillium crustosum, 633 nucleotides long. RefSeq names its product putative nucleoside-diphosphate-sugar epimerase. The record is from RefSeq and is a predicted model, not a curated record. Lineage: Eukaryota; Fungi; Ascomycota; Eurotiomycetes; Eurotiales; Aspergillaceae. Bases 1 to 633 code for a protein of 210 amino acids. The transcript has 3 exons.